Messenger RNA from Puccinia triticina, 270 nucleotides. RefSeq lists its product as uncharacterized. The record is from RefSeq and is a predicted model, not a curated record. Lineage: Eukaryota; Fungi; Basidiomycota; Pucciniomycetes; Pucciniales; Pucciniaceae. The coding region runs from base 1 to 270 and encodes 89 amino acids. The transcript is spliced from 2 exons.
AUGUCAUCCACAGCAAAUGACCCGAUUACAAACCCAGAGCAAAAACUGGCCAACCAGCAGACGACAGAACAAGAUCAAUCAAUACAGACGAAGAUUCAAGCAAUUCUCUCCUCUCAGCUAAGCUUCAUCAAUGAUAUUUCGAACGAAAAGGAGACCUUCUCGAAUUCGAACAACCAAUAUCGCUUGAAAGAGCUCAACCAGACUAUCGGGGAAUCAAUUCAGAAAAUGCUCCUAGGUAACCACAUGAAUCAAAAUAUGUCGCAUUCCUAA